Arabis nemorensis is the source of this 192-nucleotide messenger RNA. Lineage: Eukaryota; Viridiplantae; Streptophyta; Magnoliopsida; Brassicales; Brassicaceae. The record is from the annotation of a GenBank genome assembly.
AUGGCUCAGUUUUCUCUUUUACCUUCGGUCCUAACUUCUGUCUUGGUCAUGGAGAGCAACAAGUCAAGCACCACCUGUAUUCAUAUUCUACAUGUCUCCGUUGGCGAUGAACACGAUGUUGCACUUGAUUCCGAUGGUCUUGUAUACACAUGGGGUAAAUGUUAUUACGGUGCUCUGGGCCAUGGAGACUAA